Messenger RNA from Tinamus guttatus (white-throated tinamou), 1987 nucleotides. Lineage: Eukaryota; Metazoa; Chordata; Aves; Tinamiformes; Tinamidae. The record is from RefSeq and is a predicted model, not a curated record.
CCCUGCCGCUGCCCGUCUGCGGAGCGCAAGGAAAAGUGCCGGCGGAGGGGGUGCAUAGCAACAGGGCUCUGGGAUGAAGAACAUUCGGCAGCAGCAUCUCCGCAAGCCUGUAACACCAGACCUCUUGGUGAGCCCGAGCAGUCAGGACGGGGACCUGGGCUCGGCGGAUCCCGAGGACAGAGGGAACUGGACGGGGCGGCUGGAUUUCCUCCUGUCCUGCAUCGGGUACUGCGUGGGCCUUGGAAAUGUCUGGAGGUUCCCGUACAGGGCUUACACCAACGGAGGAGGCGCAUUCCUGGUUCCUUACUUCAUCAUGCUGGCCAUUUGUGGGAUUCCCAUCUUCUUCAUGGAGCUGUCACUUGGGCAAUUCUCCAGCCUGGGGCCGCUUGCUGUCUGGAAGAUAAGCCCACUCUUUAAAGGUGUUGGCAUGGGCACGAUCCUGAUCGUCUCCCUGGUGGCCAUUUACUACAAUAUGAUCAUUGCUUACGUUCUCUUCUACCUCUUUGCAUCCCUAACAAGUGACUUGCCAUGGCAGCACUGUGGCAACUGGUGGAACACUGAUCUGUGCUUGGACCAUCACAUCAUCAAGGCAGGAAAUGCCUCCUUCCCUGUCAACAUCUCCAACACCGUGAGCCCCAGCGAGGAGUACUGGAGUCGGUAUGUUCUGCACAUCCAAGGGAGCUCUGGGAUCGGGGAUCCCGGGAGGAUCCGCUGGAACCUGUGUCUGUGCUUACUCCUUUCUUGGACUAUUGUGUACCUGUGCAUCCUAAAGGGAGUGAAAUCCUCUGGUAAGGUUGUGUAUUUCACCGCCACCUUUCCUUACCUCAUCUUGAUGAUGCUGCUCGUCCGCGGUGUGACAUUGGAGGGGGCCUGGAAGGGCAUCAAGUUUUAUCUCACACCACAGUUUGAUCACUUGCUGUCUUCCAAGGUGUGGAUUGAGGCAGCCCUGCAGAUUUUCUACUCACUUGGUGUGGGCUUUGGGGGCCUCCUCACCUUUGCCUCAUACAACACUUUCCAUCAGAAUAUCUACAGGGACACCUUCAUAGUGACCCUGGGCAAUGCCAUCACCAGCAUCCUGGCUGGAUUUGCCAUCUUCUCUGUCUUGGGAUACAUGUCCCAGGAGCUCGGGGUCCCUGUGAACCAGGUGGCAAAAGCAGGUCCUGGCCUGGCUUUUGUGGUGUACCCUCAGGCCAUGACAAUGCUUCCCCUUUCUCCGUUCUGGUCCUUCCUGUUCUUCUUCAUGCUGUUAACCUUGGGCCUGGACAGCCAGUUUGCCUUUAUGGAGACCAUCGUUACAGCAGUGACAGAUGAAUUUCCCUACUAUCUGAGACCAAAGAAAGCUUUUUUCUCGGCUGCCAUCUGCAUUGCCCUCUUCCUGAUGGGGCUCAUCCUCACGACAGAGGGUGGGAUGUACUGGCUGGUCCUACUGGAUGAUUACAGCGCUGGUUUUGGUCUCAUGGUGGUGGUCAUCACUACCUGCAUCGUGGUGACACGUGUCUAUGGCAUUAAGAGGUUCUGCCGAGAUAUUCACAUGAUGCUGGGCUUCAAACCAGGGCCCUACUUCAGAGCCUGUUGGAUGAUCCUGUCCCCAGCAACGAUGAUGGCGCUGCUGGUUUACAAUAUCAUCAAGUACCAGCCGUCUGAGUACGGCAGCUACGCUGUGCUCCGAGAAGAAGGAACGCUGUGGGAGCGGAUCCGGCAAGCCAGCCGGCCCACCAUGGACUGGGGCCCAUCGCUGGAGGAGAACAGGACUGGCAUGUACGUGGCCACCCUGGCCGGUAGCCAGUCCCCCAAGCCGCUCAUGGUGCACAUGCGGAAAUACGGAGGCAUCACCAGCUACGAGAACACGGCCAUCGAGGUGGACCGGGAGAUAGAGGAGGAAGACGAGGAGUCCAUGAUGUGAGGAGUCCUGCAGCCCCAGGGGCUAUGGGGGUUGUCACCCCAAAACUUGCACAGGUCACACUUGGGCACUUCAGGCUGGCCUGUG